Molecule: messenger RNA, 825 nt
Organism: Stylonychia lemnae
Lineage: Eukaryota; Ciliophora; Spirotrichea; Sporadotrichida; Oxytrichidae
Source: the annotation of a GenBank genome assembly
AUGAUUCCACUUAUCUAUCCCCCUAUCAAUAAUAUUUAAACAGAUAGGUUUUCUAAUGAAGGCUCUCCUCGAGCUGUUGGUAAAAAGCUAUUGAAACUUAAGCUAAAUUUAAAUAGCUUGUAGAAAAUUUACAAUAGUAAUAUGUAAGCUUAUCAAACUCACUCUAUAAACUUGAAUAAGUAGUUGAGAAAAUCAAUUGAUGAUAAGAGGUAUGCUAGAAUAUCUCAUUCAAAUAAUAAGAAUUACCCGAUGAGAGCUAUCCUUAAGUCUUACUCACAUUCAAAGAAGCCCCCUUUAAAUAUAAGAGAACCGAGCUCUAAUAUUACCUCUCCAAAAUGGAAUACGAUUAGUAACAAUGAAAUCUUUAGAACACUAUAAAACUAAAAUAUUCCAUAGUAUCGUCAGAAUUUGUUAAAUUCAUCCUCAAGUCCUUUGAUAUAGUAAACUAUUACCAAUAUUCAAAGCCCUGAAAGCAUUGAGAAGCCAAAAUUCAACUUUAUCUAUCGAAAGACAACCCUGAAUUCAGCUUAGCAAUAGAGGAUUUUGGAAUAAAUAAAACUAAAAGAGCAAAAGAGUAUAGAUAAAAUCCAAUUAAAUCAAUUAGCUCAAGCAUAAGUAAACAACUCUCCUGUUGUUACUCAUAAAUAUAUACCCAAAAUAAUAAAAGUGCCAAAGAUGCAAUCAAUUUAAUAACUUAUUUCGGAACAAGAAUAUAUAGUACCUUAUGAUAAACCUAAAAAGGGAAGUAAGCAAAUAAAGCUUGAAGGUACUACUUUAUUAAUAUAAUAAAUAAUGAAUAAAGAAAAAGGUAAUGUAAUUAAAUGA